Molecule: messenger RNA, 465 nt
Organism: Salvia hispanica
Lineage: Eukaryota; Viridiplantae; Streptophyta; Magnoliopsida; Lamiales; Lamiaceae
Source: RefSeq, a predicted model, not a curated record
AUGAAGAUGCUAGAUUCUCUUGAUCUAUCGCACAACCAACUCUCUGGCAAGAUACCGACAAGUUUGGCCGAAAUUCACACUCUUAGUGUUCUUGAUUUGUCGAACAACAAUUUGUCCGGAAAAAUUCCAACAAGUACUCAACUCCAAAGCUUUAACGUAUCGGCUUAUGAUGGGAAUGCUGGACUCUGUGGCGACCCUCUGCCAAAAUGCGCCGAAGAUAGCUUAAGGCCAUCCACCACUAAUCCAUUGGAAAACAAGAAUGACAAAGAAGGCAACAACUUCUCAUUUAUGGAAGAAGUUGGCAUUUCAAUUGGGUUUGGUUUUAUCAUUGGAUUUUGGGGAGUUGUCUGUUCAUUCAUACUGAAAAAAUCAUGGAGAAUUGCAUUUUUCAACUUGGUGGAUGCUGCUGGAGAUUGGUUUUACAUCAGGAUUGCUGUGUUUGUAUCCAAAUGGCGACGAACCUAA